CUAGAAGUGCAUGCAAACAACAACGGAAGGGGGGGAAAAAACCCCAAACCCUCAGCAGUAAGUUGGCUGAUGCUGGCAGCAAGACAAAUCUGGCACCACACAGCAGGCAGGCAGAGAGUGCACUGCUCAUCCUCUCGGUUUGCCGGUGUGUGGGAAUGCUGGACACCAACACCCAGCGAGGGAUUCAGCCAAAAGCUCCUCUCCUCAGCGCCUGAACCCUGCUGCUCUCUGCCCCGGGUGAGAGAUACAGAUGUCAGAGGAUAAGACAGACAAGGUAAAAAUCAAACCAGCUGAAAGUUUUGAACAUGACAAGCAAAAUAUUUCUUGGCUGAGAAAAGACCGUCGCACCAGCUCCCUGCCUCUGCUGGCCCUCCCUGGGGUGACAUCAAGCAGUGAGGACCAUCCAGAUAACCAGCUUACAAAUGAAAAACACACAGAUGAAAAGCCUAUGAAAGGUAUUGUUAUGAGUUCUGUCGCAGAAUUCAGCAUCACAGACGCUUCAUCAAAGGGUACCAAAAAUGAGAAGAAAUUGUCAGAUGCAAGCAGAUCAUCCAUUGCUUCCCUGGAGAAAUGCAGAGAAUUCACUUACAUUGAAGAUGAUGCAUCAGUACGUCAGAGAGACAGUGAUGAUGAAUGCGCAACACUUAUCCUGGCCUGCUUGUUCUGCCAAUUUUGGGACUUUCUUAUAAUGCUGCCUGAUACCUGUGAACAUUGGCUGACAGAUACCUGUUGUCCAUCCAAUAGAUAUUACCAGACCUCCGACGAAGACCACGGCAACAACGACUGCAACUGUGACUGUGACAUUGAUUGCAGCCUCUUUGAGUCCUGCCACGAGACUGGGGAGUGCCUGGAACUCGCCAUGGAGAUUUCGGAAGUCUGCUAUCGCUAAUAGGAAAAUAAUUGACAAAAUUCCUCAAAACAACCUGACAAAUUACAAAGGAGGUUUUGGUUUUUUUUUUUUUUAAAUAUUAAUCAUAACCAGAGGUUUUGCCAAUGAGGACUAUGUGCAUCUUGCUGCUCCCUCCCUGGAGGUCUCUAUAUCUGUACCAUUCUGGUGGCAUGAUAUCACAAACUGCUGAAGCCAAUAAAGGACAAAAAAAGGUCUUCUCUGCCAUAGAUGACAACAGAAUUCCUAAGUGCCAAGCGUGCUCACUGCUUUAGCCGCUGUAAAUCCAAGGCUUUUAUAAACCUUUAAUUCCUUUAAACACGGAUUUCCCUAUUCAUAAACACAGAACAAAUUACGAUAUUAUUUUAGGACUGAUAUAUAUAUUAGUUCAUCUUCCUAAUGGAUUCAUACCUAAACAUGUAUUACACAUUGUUGGUUAUUAUAAAUAAUUUAUGAUAUAGCAUCAUUUUAUAAUUAAAAAUUUAUUUAUUCAAUCUCUUGAAACACUCUUAUAUGCCAGUAUAGGUAGAAAAAAAAAUUAAAUGAAUUAGAAACCAUGCUACUGGUAAUUACAGCAAAUGUCACUAAAAAUCUCCAGCGAAUUUUGUGGAGGAAGCAUUUUCAUGGGGUAGUGCAAUUCAACAGUGUAUUAAUGUGCUGGCCCACGGUUAUGUAAUAACAGGUUAUGCCUAUUGUUCAUUAGUUAUAGGAAAGGGCUCCUUAAGUGUAAUUAGCCUAAAUGGGAAUUGACUGCAGACUUCCAGAGGAGAAUUACCCCGUGGAUAGCCAGUAACUCCUUUGCUUGAUUUUCAUUUGUAAGACUUCUACAAGAAACAGAAUAUUGCCACCUAUUCUAGUGCAAACAGGCAUCUCCACCUGUGCACCAAAGAUUACAAAACGACAGUAUCUAUCCUGGUUGUGCUUUCAAACUCCCUCUGUCUCUUUUCUGAUGGCAGGUCUGAUUGAUAAAAAGGAAAUACAUGUUGCACAUUACACAUGACAACGAAAGCAUGUAAAUUCUGCUGCCUGAGGGUGCAGAACACAGGUAUUAAACACAGAGAAAAAUACAGAGUUGCUUGCUCCCAUUCGGUAUUUAUAGACUAACACCAAAAUCAGUGUUUGCUUUGUAUAAGCACUAAAAUUUCUCCCAAACCCCCCACUGAUCUCAGUGCAGAAGUGCCUGUGGAAUCCCAAACAAGGAUCCUGGGCAAGAUACUGGGAUAUUAAGCAUUUCUAAAAUAAUUGAAGCCACUUGCUUAUUAAUCAGAGUAGUCCUGAUGCACGAAUAUUUAAUAGGAAAAAAAUAAUAAUGAGAUUUUCCUUUCUUUCUGUAAAACUCACAUUUUCAAAAAAUCAGAAAGUAAGAAGUAGAACCACUAACAACCUUUGUCCAGGUGUCUUACAAAACCUAGUGACCAGAAGACAGCAAACCUCAGCAAUGCAGUGAGCAGCCCAGAACACCUCGUUUCAGUGCUCCUUCCAGGACAUUGGUGGGGAAUAGAAGAGAUUUGUUUAUCUUACAUUGUCACACCAUGAGCUGUAGUCACCUAAAGGAAAAAAAUCAUUAGUCCAUCACCACACCAGUACCAGCCUGCUGGCUGUGUCUGGACCCAAACCUCAAAGCACAGCCCACUGCCCUCCAGGAGGCACUGGUUUGGGUCACCCACCCCAGGAUGGGCAAUGCUGAGUUUUAAUGCUUCAAUUUGCAUUCUCCCACAGACUUUUGAUCUUAAAGCCUCCAAAGCUAAGCUAAACUCUCACUGCUACAUACCAGGCCACGGACGCUUGCAUCAUUCCAUCCUUUCUACCACAAGUUGUCCUUGACAAAGUGGCAUGUGAGUAUUUGUGAAUAAAAACUCUGACCCGAGGCAUUUAGGAGUCAGAAAAGCAGAAAGCUUGUUCCACAUACCAUUUCCUAGAGAAGUACCAAUAAAGAUGCACAUUGGCAGUCCUUGCUCUUGAUGCCACUCUCCAAAAGGGGAGAUUUCAUGUCCAAUGGCUGGAAGGAGCCCAAGAGGGGAAACCAGAGGGUGGCAUACCCCAAAAUGUUGUCAGUGAGAGAAUCAGAGAUAGGGAACUUGCCUUUCAAGCCAGGAUGUCUUGUUCCAGUUCUGAGUCUGCAAGAAAAACACAUUGGCCACACUGGGAUAACUCAUGGCAACUGAAGUCUCAUUCAGGUGUGGAACUGUACCGGGGACUUUUGGCUGAAAUGUGGAAUUUUUUUCAACUCUUUUCCUAGGAAUCAUUAUUCAAAAGAUUUUUUCGUGUUGUAAUCCAUAAAUUAAGGCCUACUGAGGUCAUGUCUACUAUAGGACGCAGGUAAGGUCAAAGACAGAAUUACAAUGGUCACAGGUAUAGCCAUGAUUAGACAGGAUGUCCCAGCUGCUGUUGUAGUGAACGGUGGUGUUUUAAAUAACACAGCAACAUCUCCCUCCCUGAGGUGUACAAUGGCACAUUGCUCAGUUCCCUGCUUUAGGAAGUAGGUUUUUUGAGACCUUUUUAAGCAAUGAAACCUUGAAAAACAUGUUUUUUUCAUACAACACAGUAGAAUCAGCAGCUUAUGAUAACUUUGUUUUCUCUCAUAAAGUUGUUAAUUCCAACAUUGAACAUUUAAUUAUAUUGACACCAGAGAAAGUCAAUCAGACUUUUCCAUUAACUAUUCCAGAAACUGUGUUUCCUCUUUGAAAUGCCAUCCUAUUCCCAAACUAAACUGACUUCCUGGUGCAGAAAAAUACCCAUUUAUCAGAUCCGAACAUGGGUAGAUACUCCAGUGAAACCGAAACAUUUGGAACAAUUCGGGGCUGUCUCUGUAUUUUUUAUUUACUGGGAAGGAAGGUCUGGGUGCUUGAGUAGGAGGCGUUUGGGUGGAUGGCUGUUGGGAACAUGUUGGACUCAGCUGUGCUCCCGGGGAGAUGUCAGCGUGUGAAACCAGCUCCUGAGAACAACAAAUAGAAGUUCCCAUUUUGCAAACGGGAACAUCGCUCCGACACGACGCCUCUCCCCAGCACCAGAAAUGCGCUGACAGAUUGCUUGGGGGAAGAGAGAGACAGAGAGAAUAACGGAGAGCUGCAUUGCUACCUUCCACAGGAAAGGACCAUGGGAUGCUGUCUAAGGAUCUCCUCUUGGAAAUGACCCAGCAGUCUCAUCCUUGAGACAAAAAUGUCUUUUCACCUCCUUUCACUCUGUUCUCAGAACACAAUAUGGAUUAGGAUGUAAACUUUAGAGGAAUUGAUGUUUGCUAAAUAUUGGAAAAGCCUCUGGGGGCUUGCAAAAGUUUAAAGAUGAGUUAUCUCAGAGGAUAUUAAGUUGUCUGACUGACCAUGAGCCCUUCCAUAAUGUCGUUCCGGUGCCUUACUCUCCAUGUACAAUAUGAGUCCCAUGUACACCCCCAAGUAUAGGAAUGGAACAUAUUAUAUUACCUCAUUCAACUUUCCUCUGCUUCCUAAAGCACUUUGAUCAUUCAUACUCUCUCAAGCAAUCAUCAACCUCUUCCAAAUGUCCAGACAAUGCACAAUUCUGCCUUAACUCCAAUGCUGCUUAGGGAUUCAGGCUGAGUGCUACAGCUGAGCUCUAGAAGACUUUGGUUCUCAGGAAGAAAGCAAAAUACAGGAACAAUUAAGAUGUUUGCAAUUGUAUUUCUCCUGUUAUGCUUGUACAGUAUCAAGAAAAGUUCAGUAGUGUCGAAACUAAGAAUGUAUGUAUCUAUUAAAUUUUUCUUUUAAUUAUA
Messenger RNA from Corvus hawaiiensis (hawaiian crow), 4613 nucleotides. RefSeq names its product MyoD family inhibitor domain containing 2 (gene MDFIC2). The record is from RefSeq and is a predicted model, not a curated record. The coding region runs from base 251 to 889 and encodes 212 amino acids. Lineage: Eukaryota; Metazoa; Chordata; Aves; Passeriformes; Corvidae. The transcript is spliced from 5 exons.